GCUCAGUUGACCAGCGUCGCAACAGGGCGACGCGCCUUCCUGCAGACUCUCCACCUUCUUGCACAGCUCAGCCUGAAUCCUCCGUCAGUUCCCAGUCUCUCGGCUGUGAUUUCCUCUUUGUGUCUUUUUGAGAAGAAAUUCUCCGACAACGUUUUCAGUUGCACAUCUGAAAACUGAGUUGGCGCCUCGAACGAUCCCCUGUGGGAGGAUUCUCUUUGAAAACCUUUAUUUUGAAAGGAGAUACUGGGAACACUGGACGAACUCGCCUGAUUUCUUUUGGUGAUUUUGGUCUUAAAAGCAUCUUCAGACUUCAGGCAGAUCCCCGUCGACAGACUGUGUGCAGCACCAGCAGCCAUGCUAUCAUUGGGCGAGCCGCUGGACUUAAAGCUUCCCUCAGGACGGACGAACGGUGGCGUCAGGUUGGGAAAGAGGACUUAUCCCUCCUCCAUCUGCGCCCCGCUCAGCAGCACACGACCACACCUGCUCUUCACAACCUUCCCGUCUCCACCUUCCUCCCCAGAGUCGCAGUCUUCCCCUCAAGAACGACCCGGGUCCUGCUUCAGCCCUCCAGCAAUGGACCUCAGCAUGUCGCCCUCCUCCCGCCACGCCUCCUCCCUGUCCCCGUCUCCCUCCUCCCCCUCCUCCCCCUUUCCUUCCUCGUCCCUGGAGUCCCCUCGCAGCAGCGGCAGCCCUCAGCCACAUCUCUUCUCACGGGAGCCGGCUCGUCAUCGAAGCGUGGAGGGCGGCGCCCCCCUCCAGGGUUACCCCUUCUAUCUGCCUAUUGGAAGUCCCCCGAGGGCCUACAGCUUCCCCCCCUCCGUGUUCCUCGCUCAGAGCCGAGAGAAGCAGCUUUGUGCAGAACCUUCUCUGGACGGUCAGCUGACAUGCAGGUGGAUGAAGUGCCACCUGCUGUUCGACUCGCUGCAGGACUUAGUGGAUCACAUCAACGACUUCCACGUUAAGCCUGAAAAGGAUUGUGGGUACUGCUGCCAGUGGGAGGGCUGCGCUCGGAACGGCCGAGGUUUCAACGCCAGGUAUAAAAUGCUGAUUCAUAUCCGCACACACACCAAUGAGAAGCCGCACCACUGUCCCACCUGCAACAAGAGCUUCUCCCGUCUGGAGAACCUGAAGAUACACACGCGCUCACACACAGGAGAGAAGCCCUACAUCUGUCCUUAUGAAGGCUGCAGCAAACGUUACUCCAACUCCAGCGACCGCUUCAAACACACCCGCACGCAUUACGUGGACAAGCCCUACUACUGCAAGAUGGCAGGCUGCCUGAAGCGCUACACGGACCCCAGCUCGCUCCGCAAGCACAUCAAGGCCCACGGGCACUUUGUGGCGCAGGAGCACAGCGCUGCGAGCAGGCUGGGGCCGGGGCUGAGCCUCGCCGUGCACCACAGUGCAGCCGAACUGCCCUCUAUAGGCGGGGCCCACAUUAUCAUCCCCGGGGCCACUGCGGCUCUUCUCGGGGGUCUGGGGACGUCUUUGCCUCUCUCUGCUUUCUGCCACGCCAGAGCCCUGGGCCACCAUGUGGCUCCACUCUUCUCAUUGGCUGCAGGAGGCGGCUUGGGGCCGCUCAGCCUCUCGGACUCUCCUCUGUUUCACUUUGGACUUUCAGCUGCAUCCAUGUUGGGGCUGGGAGCUCUGGGGGGUCUGGGGCGGAUGGCUGGGAAGCAGAUGGAAGAGGAAGAGGAGGAAGGAGAGGAGGGGGAGGCGCUUAACCUGUGUGCAGGGGUGGGGCACAGACGAGGUGACCCCUUGUCCUGGGUGGUUGUUCCUCCGAGGGCGCUCCUCCUAAAACCAGCUGUUGUCAGCUAGGAUGUGCACUCAGCCAGGCACAGAACCAGAGAGUGUGUGUGUGUGUGUGUGUGUGUGUGUGUGUGUGUGUGUGUGUGUGUGUGUGUGUGUGUGUGUAAGGGAUCAAAGGUCACUGUCACCUGCAAAACCAUGAAAAUCACUUCAGUCAUUCCAGCCCAGAAACAACUGAAGACAGACAGAGAGACACAAGUGUGUGUGAUGAGUGUAAACUGAAACUAGAGAUGAGUGUUGGGUUUCCAAAGUCUAACACUUUAAAGGGUUAGUGUACCCAGAGGACAAAGGGAGAGGAAACACAGUAUCCAGCCAUGCAGAUCCAUUUUCAUCUGCCGACAUUUUGAGGUGUUUUUCUUAGAGUUCUGGCAACAGCACUAAAUAGUAUAGAAUAAUAGUAUAAUGUAUUUUUAAAAGUCCCGGUUAUUUUGGAUAAUCCACGGCAUCAGUGUGAACACUUUCUUUAUUUGAACUGCUUUGCAAUGAGAUUUUCAGAUUUCUAGCCACAGCACUCCUCUGUAACAUCCAGCAGCAGGAGACUCCUCUGUAACAUCCAGCAGGAGUCUCCUCUGUAACAUCCAGCAGGAGGAGACUCCUCUGUAACAUCCAGCAGGAGAC
This is a messenger RNA of Cottoperca gobio, 2430 nucleotides long. Its product is annotated as zinc finger protein GLIS2-like. Gene Ontology annotation, cellular component: nucleus. The record is from RefSeq and is a predicted model, not a curated record. The coding region runs from base 355 to 1821 and encodes 488 amino acids. NCBI's taxonomy places the organism in Eukaryota, Metazoa, Chordata, Actinopteri, Perciformes, Bovichtidae. Gene Ontology annotation, molecular function: RNA polymerase II cis-regulatory region sequence-specific DNA binding; DNA-binding transcription factor activity, RNA polymerase II-specific. The transcript is spliced from 7 exons. Gene Ontology annotation, biological process: regulation of transcription by RNA polymerase II.